CCGUAGUGUAUGACGUGCGACUUGUCAGCCUGCUAACACCCGUUGAGGCAAACGCACAGUUGUAAUAAGUCUGUGCGUACCUGCAAUAACGUCAAGCUUGUUCACCUGGUUGGCUCAAGCUCUCACUUUUAGGUUACUGAUUUGCCCCCAGACCGGCCUCCUUAAAUGCCUGCAGCUUGCCCCGCCAUCCAACUACUCGCUGGGCCUCCCCCCAAUUCCCGACCCCCAGUCCUGCAGGAUCAACCAUUUCUCAACACGGGAAAUUUCCAGCUUUGAUAUCGGAGUCUGGUUUUCAUCUCUCUUGAUCUCGUCGCGAUUUACACCGAUAUUCACGAUGACCCAGUCAGACCUCGAUCUCCUGCUCGAGAUGGGCUUCGAGCGGGCGCGUGCCGAGCUCGCUGUGAAGAAGACCGGAGGAUUGCAGCAAGCCUUGACCUGGCUCGAGGAAAACCAAGAUAAGCCUCUUGAGGAACUACAGGCAAGCCAAGCCUCAGCCGCCACUGCUGGCGAGGGUGAGGGUGAUGAGGAAGGCGCACCCUCCAUUCCUUCAGGCGUGACCGCCCAGUCUCUUGUCUGCAACGAGUGUGGCAAGAAGUUCCGCAAUCACGAUCAGGCCUCGUUUCACGCUUCCAAAACCGAUCACACCGACUUCUCAGAGUCAACGGACGAGAUUGCGCCGUUGACCGAGGAGGAAAAGAAGGCCAAGCUAGAAGAGCUUCGCCGGAAACUGCAGGAGAAGCGGGCCAACCAGGCCAUCCUAGACAAGGAGGAGUCCAAACGGAAUGAACAAAUCCGGCUUAAGGCUACCAAGGAGUCACAAGACAUCAAAGAGCAGUUGCAGCGCAAAGAGCAGAUGAAGGAGGCUGCCAAGAAGCGCCAGGAGAAAUUGGAGGACCUGGAGGCCAAGAAGCGCAUCAAGGCUCGGAUAGAGGCUGACCGGGCGGAGCGCAAACGCCGGGAGGAAGAGGCGAAGGCGAUGCGCGGGGGAAAGCCGUUGCCGAAUCCGACCACUACACCGGCCGCUCCGUCCGCUGCCGCCGGGUCAUCCGCUGCCGUUGCCCGGCUGCGGCUUCAAACAGCGAAGGGGAACCUUGUGAAGUCGUUCCCUAGCGAGACCACGCUGUUUGAGGUUGCCCAGCAGAUCGAGGCCGAGGUCGGGGCUCCAAUUCAGAGCUUUUCACUGACCUUUCCCAGGAAGACGUUUGAGGCUGGCGUCGACUUUGGGCAGACGCUUGCGGAGGCCGGCCUGGCACCCAGUGCCGUGCUGGUGGUUAAAUAAGCCGGCAGCAGAGUAUGUGGGCAUCUCGGAAUGGCAGGAAGCCGGCGGUCACCGCCUUGCCUGCUUUCCUACUUUAUGAGUACUGUGAUUUAAUGACAUGACAUCUUUGGGAGAGGAUGUGGCCUCUUUGGGAGAGGAUAUGGCCUCCGGUGUUAAUAAAGAGGAGUUACCCGAACCCUGUAUCGGAUCAUAGGGAACCUAUGUCAAGGAUGGGACGUGGCACUGGGGAUCUCGUCUUUGAAAGGGCGCACCAUGACCUACACUAGAAACCAAGCGCCUUUCUCGCUACAUCCCCACCAUAUCACACAUAUGCUGUAUAAACAAAUCCCACUCGAGCGAUGUUUUCCCUGGUACCUCUCCUCAAUUCACUCU
Messenger RNA from Chaetomium strumarium, 1651 nucleotides. Its product is annotated as ubiquitin-related domain-containing protein. Gene Ontology annotation, cellular component: nucleus; cytoplasm. The record is from RefSeq and is a predicted model, not a curated record. Gene Ontology annotation, biological process: negative regulation of protein ubiquitination; negative regulation of protein K48-linked deubiquitination; negative regulation of proteasomal ubiquitin-dependent protein catabolic process. The transcript is spliced from 4 exons. Gene Ontology annotation, molecular function: K48-linked polyubiquitin modification-dependent protein binding. The annotation marks the transcript as partial. NCBI's taxonomy places the organism in Eukaryota, Fungi, Ascomycota, Sordariomycetes, Sordariales, Chaetomiaceae.